GCCGGCUCUCGGAGGAGGGGGAGCUGCUGUAGCUGCCGCCGCCUCAGCUUCCCACAGCCGCUGCCGCUGCCGCCUCCGCCGCCGCCGCUUUGCCUAGUCCAGUUGCCAGGCCCAGUGCUCUGACUUCGCCGGACCGGGGCGCUCUGCAGAGACACCUUCACUCCUUCCCGGGGGUCCGGGAGCCUAGCAGGGCGUGGGGGAAGCUCCUCUUGCCCGGGAGAGGGAGGGAGGAGCCAGGAGCCGGAGCCAGCCGCUACCAGUCGCCCGGAUCAACAGGACAGGACAGGUUGAGGGGCGUCGGGGAAAGGAAAGGGGGUGCUAUAGGCAGUGCCGGGGAGGACGAGGAAGCCCUGUGGCAGGAAGCUCUGAUGCGCUGAUUUAUAGGGGGCCUGUUCACAUUUGGGGACUGGUUGACAACGUGGGUGCACGCCUCUUUCAGGGGGCUGGUUAGAUUAGAGGGCGUGGGAUCCAAACAGCACCAGCUGUCCCUAAGGAAAUUUAAGGGGCAAGGGUGGGGGGCGGAUGCUCCUUAUUUCCAGGUGACAGGGUCCCUCUGACAAUCACCUGGUGUAUUCACUAGGAAGGGUGGAUUUGGAGGUAACUUCAAAAGGAGUGGAGGGUGACAAGGUGAGGAAAGGGUCUCUGCAGCUGGAACACUGUGCUACUAGAAAUAGGGAUAGUGGGAAAAGGUGUUCAGCUAGAGGGUCUGGGAAUCUCAAUAAACCUGGACAGCCUUGAUAUUCUGAGAUAUUUGGGGGGAUUUCAGUGAAAAGUGGGGGAUCGUUUUCAUUUAGAGGGUAGCAAAGGAAAAAGCACCAAGGUUGGGUUCCUUCCUGACAUUGAUAGUGGCCCUGCAGGGGUAGGGUGAGCUAAUUUCUCCAAAACUAAGGACCCACACCCUUUAGAUUACAAGAGUGGAUCUGGCUGGGGGGUGGAAAGGGGGUGGAAAAGGGCUUGGAGAUAUUGAGACCAUAUCUUAGAAAUUUGGAGGGUCUUGGUUUGGGACAGGGGAAGUGGAAACAGACACUGUAGAGGAGGGAAGGGAGAGUUUUCAGUAGGGGACAAAAUUUGAGGGUGAGGUCAAGUGGGGAGUGCAUAGGCUGCUGAAUCGGGUGGAGCUAGCACAGGGCCCAAGGGUGGGAGCUGGUGGCUCUGGGGUUUAUCCUCAGGUCCUGUGGGUGGGGCGGUGAGUUGGGACCUGAGCGUCAAGAGCAUGUCCUGGUGAGAGGGCUCCUCUGAAGGGGCCCAGGGCGCUCCUAGCGCCUACUGUUUUGGGGGUGUCUUCUUCUGGGGCGCCAUGGCGGCGCUGGCCAGUAGCCUGAUCCGGCAGAAGCGGGAGGUCCGCGAGCCCGGGGGCAGCCGGCCGGUGUCGGCGCAGCGGCGCGUGUGUCCCCGCGGCACCAAGUCCCUUUGCCAGAAGCAGCUCCUCAUCCUGCUGUCCAAGGUGCGACUGUGCGGGGGACGGCCGACGCUGCCCGACCGCGGCCUGGAACCUCAGCUCAAAGGCAUCGUCACCAAACUGUUCUGCCGCCAGGGUUUCUACCUCCAGGCGAAUCCUGACGGAAGCAUCCAGGGCACCCCAGAGGACACCAGCUCCUUCACCCACUUCAACCUAAUUCCUGUGGGGCUCCGUGUUGUCACCAUCCAGAGUGCAAAGCUGGGUCAUUACAUGGCCAUGAACGCUGAGGGGCUGCUCUACAGCUCGCCACAUUUCACUGCCGAGUGUCGCUUUAAGGAGUGUGUCUUUGAGAAUUAUUAUGUCCUGUAUGCUUCUGCUCUCUACUGUCAGCGCCGUUCUGGCCGAGCCUGGUACCUAGGCCUGGAUAAGGAGGGCCGGGUCAUGAAGGGAAAUCGAGUCAAGAAGACCAAGGCAGCUGCCCACUUUGUGCCCAAGCUCCUGGAGGUGGCCAUGUAUCGGGAGCCUUCUCUCCACAGUGUCCCUGAGACUUCCCCUUCCAGUCCCCCUGCCCCCUGAAAUAUAAUCUCUGGACUGGAGGCUCCCUGAAUUCCCAGUGAGCCAGCCACCACCACAGCCUGUCUCCCAGCCCUGCUCCCGGCCCUGCUCUCACCCCUGUUGCCACACACAUGCCCUGAGCAGCCAUGUCCCACCAGGUACUCUACACUGAGGAAAACUAGGGGCUGGCUGGGACUUCCAGGGCUGUUGAGACUUUUAGAUCCUUGAGUCGGGGGUGGGGGGCAGAUAUCUGAUUAUAGUCUGGCUGAUCACUUAUUUCCAUACUCAUACUCAUCCCCCAAAGCCUUUUCUCAAGAUGGCAUUAGGAGUUCCAAAACUGACAGAGCCAGGGCAUAAACCACUCCCUGGCUUAGCCACUUCCUGGAUCCUUGUACCCCCUUUCAUUACCACUGAGCCAUAGGUCCACUGGAGCUCAGGAUCAUUUUUCUUCUUUCCCUAUUCUACCUUCUGCCUUGUCUGGUCAGGUUCUGAAAUACCAAACACCCCAGCCAGGGCCAUUUCUGUACUAGGGCUCUGUGCUAGAACUUAGGCAUGCUGCCAGGUUCUGUUCUGGAUCCAUCAAGCUUCCAUCCUUAACCCAGUUGGACCCUUGGCCUUCAAGUAGAAAGACUGGAUUUAAGCCCUGUCAGGAUAUUGACCUUGGCCUGAACUGGGACCACUCUCAGAUCACCACAGGUUUAACCUUCUUAUCCCAGAGAUACUCAGUUCUAGAGCACAGUGUUCUAGACCUUUAUGGAGCCAUAAUUCCUCCUGAAUUAUAGCUCUAGAACAUAGGCCAUGACUUUCAGACCUCUUUCCAGGAUGGAACUGGGGGCCUAUAUAGCCAUAUUAGCUCUAGAGUCUUGAAUUCUAGACCUACUUUCUCACUUCUAGUGAUACCUAUUAAGAAUGAGCUCUGAAAAGGACCCAGCUAUGAUUCAUAAAGAACUAAUUAGUUCUGAUUGAAUAAAGAACCACUUAUUUUCCUGGAUAAUUUUCUAAAAAACUUUAUUCUUCCAUGUAGAAUGCUAACCUUAUUUUUACAUGCAGUUCCAUCCAGCCUCUGCAACCCAGCCGGGGUCCUGCCAGGGAAAAGUCUGGGAAAGGGCAGAAGAAUUUUGAAAGUAUCCCUGACCCAGAAAGCUGGGAGGGGAAAGGAACCAAAAACCAUGGCAUAAUUGAAUCUGUGUCUGGGUUGGGGGGACAUGAACACUUAGCUACCUCAGCAGGAAUUCCUUCCAGGUCCCCUUUAAAGCUGAGGUUUUUAGGGCAAUAGGUCUAGAAUUAAAAGGACAAAUGGGACACAGCCUUGAUGCCCCUCCCCACGAGGAUACUCCAAUUCAGCAAUAAGUCCCACCCCUCUCCCCUACAGGUCAAGCCAAGGAGGGUGAGGGCCUCUUAAGCUGGAGACCUUAUGCACCCCUAGAGCUUCUAAGUGAAUAGACUUGCUUUACUUUACAGCUUAUAACCUCAGCUGGGUUUUAAGUACCCAAAGGGCCUGACUAGAUUUUUCUGAAAAAUGGACAACAAGGCCUGGAAAGGACUGGGAACCCAUUAGUGAACUAUAUUCCCAAGCGCCACAGACCUGGGCAGGAUAGACUGAGACCCUAAGCAAGGGGCUAGUGCUCAAAGACAGGUCACUUUUUCUCAGGCUCUUUUACUUCUGGCUUGUCGCAAGGGGGGUAGGUUCCCCCCCUCACCCACACAAACCCCGCUCAGGCUCCACCCAUCUCCUGACACUUCACCCAGGGGACUGGGUCACCAUUCUACGCUUUCAAAUUAAAGUCAGUUUAUACAACUGAA
This is a messenger RNA of Marmota monax (woodchuck), 3757 nucleotides long. It is a transcript of the gene Fgf11, whose product is annotated as fibroblast growth factor 11. Gene Ontology annotation, biological process: fibroblast growth factor receptor signaling pathway; positive regulation of protein phosphorylation; regulation of cell migration. Bases 1298 to 1975 code for a protein of 225 amino acids. The transcript is spliced from 5 exons. Gene Ontology annotation, cellular component: cytoplasm. The record is from RefSeq and is a predicted model, not a curated record. Gene Ontology annotation, molecular function: growth factor activity; fibroblast growth factor receptor binding. NCBI's taxonomy places the organism in Eukaryota, Metazoa, Chordata, Mammalia, Rodentia, Sciuridae.